Molecule: messenger RNA, 1960 nt
Organism: Coffea eugenioides
Lineage: Eukaryota; Viridiplantae; Streptophyta; Magnoliopsida; Gentianales; Rubiaceae
Product: sugar carrier protein C
Exons: 4
Coding region: 185-1747 (520 amino acids)
Biological process (GO): monosaccharide transmembrane transport
Cellular component (GO): membrane
Molecular function (GO): monosaccharide transmembrane transporter activity
Source: RefSeq, a predicted model, not a curated record
ACCUCCCAUUACUGGUUCCUUUUUCUAAGCCGUCACAUCUUUAUUUCUUUCUGGUCUCCCUUAUACUAUAUUAGUCCUUCUCUCCAUCAGCCCUUCAUCAAUUCUUUCUGUGAGAAACUUGUUUCUGCAUAACUUGUGUUGAUAAUAUUGUAGAGUUGGUUAGGCUUAGAAGAACUGCCAAAACAUGGCCGGAGGUGGCUUCGUAGGUCCCGACGGAGGGAAAGCAUAUCCCGGAAACCUUACUCUUUUUGUUACCGUAACAUGCGUCGUCGCAGCCAUGGGUGGAUUGAUCUUCGGUUACGAUAUUGGAAUUUCAGGUGGGGUGACAUCCAUGGAUUCGUUUCUGCAUAAGUUCUUCCGAUCAGUAUAUGACAAAAAGAAUAAUGACAAGUCAACAAACCAGUACUGCAGAUUUGACAGUGAAACUCUAACCAUGUUCACGUCAUCUUUGUACUUGGCUGCACUGGCUUCAUCCCUUGUGGCUUCAACUGUGACCAGGAGAAUGGGGAGGAAGUUGUCAAUGCUUUUCGGGGGAGUUCUGUUUCUCGCCGGGGCUUUGGUCAAUGGCUUUGCUCGGAAGGUUUGGAUGCUGAUUGUCGGUCGUAUUCUCCUUGGUUUUGGUAUUGGAUUUGCCAAUCAGUCUGUGCCUUUGUACCUGUCUGAAAUGGCUCCCUACAAGUACAGAGGCGCAUUGAACAUUGGGUUUCAAUUGUCCAUCACGAUUGGUAUUCUGGUGGCAAAUGUGUUGAAUUACUUCUUUGCAAAAAUUAAAGGCGGAUGGGGUUGGCGACUGAGUUUGGGAGGUGCAAUGGUGCCGGCCCUGAUCAUAACAGUUGGAUCACUAAUCCUUCCGGAGACACCUAACUCAAUGAUCGAACGCGGACAAACAAAUGAAGCCAAAGCCAGGCUGAUAAGAAUCAGGGGUAUUGACAACGUUGAUGAAGAGUUCAAUGACUUGGUUGCAGCCAGUGAGGCCUCCAAGAUGGUGGAACACCCCUGGAGGAACAUCUUGCAGAGGAAGUACAGGCCACAACUUACGAUGGCCAUCGCCAUUCCAUUCUUUCAACAGUUUACUGGGAUUAACGUGAUUAUGUUCUAUGCUCCUGUCCUUUUCCAAACAAUUGGAUUUAAAAGCAACGCUUCUCUUAUGUCUGCUGUAAUUACUGGAAUUGUGAAUGUUGUUGCAACUAUGGUUUCGAUUUACGGUGUGGAUAAAUGGGGUAGGAGAGCGCUUUUCCUUGAAGGUGGCGUACAAAUGCUCAUCUGCCAGAUCAUCGUGUCAAUUUGCAUUGGUGUGAAGUUUGGUGUCAAUGGAGUUCCUGGCGAUUUACCAAAGUGGUAUGCAGUUGUGGUGGUGCUGUUCAUAUGCAUAUACGUCGCUGGAUUUGCUUGGUCUUGGGGACCCCUUGGAUGGCUGGUGCCUAGUGAGAUUUUCCCACUUGAGAUCAGGUCUGCUGCUCAGAGUGUUAACGUUUCAGUGAACAUGCUCUUCACUUUUCUGGUGGCCCAAGUGUUCUUGAAUAUGCUCUGUCACAUGAAGUUUGGGCUGUUCCUCUUCUUUGGGGGAUUUGUCCUGGUAAUGACCAUCUUCAUAUACUUCUUCUUGCCUGAGACUAAGAACAUACCAAUUGAAGAGAUGCAUAUGGUCUGGAAGCAGCACUGGUUUUGGUCCAGGUACGUGACAGAAGGUGAUUAUCCCAAUGGAGGUAUCAAGGACGUUGAGCUGGGGCCGACCAAGCGAGUAUAAAAAAGGGCCAGAUGAAUCAUAAAUUACUCAGUGAAGAGGACGCAGAAGCUGCAUUGUUUUUAUUCAGUUAGGAAGUAUAAAUUUGUCCCUUCUGCUGUUAUAAUUGAUUGACAGUGAUAUAUAGAAGUGUUUUCAAAUUUAAAUAUGUUAGCAUUAGACACUGUUGAAUUCCAACAUCAAAAUGUUAUAUGUAAAUUGUGUUAUGUUUUACCA